Messenger RNA from Pyrenophora tritici-repentis Pt-1C-BFP, 4532 nucleotides. Its product is annotated as Glycosyl transferase, related to UDP-glucuronosyltransferase. Gene Ontology annotation, biological process: sterol metabolic process; carbohydrate metabolic process. Gene Ontology annotation, molecular function: UDP-glycosyltransferase activity; hexosyltransferase activity. Lineage: Eukaryota; Fungi; Ascomycota; Dothideomycetes; Pleosporales; Pleosporaceae. The record is from RefSeq and is a predicted model, not a curated record.
AUGGCGUCCCAGGACAGAGGCAGGGACAAGAUAAGCCGCAGGACAAGUAGAAAGAUGAAGGAAUCAAGAAGGGAAUCGCGUGGCAUGUCGCUGGAUAUGCCGGAACGCUUCAAGGACGGAGACGACGCACAGGAAGACGUAGCCGCGCCGAAGCGCAGCAACACUGUGUCGAUGAACCAGUCUCUAUUCUCCAUGAUUGCCCGCGCCGGCCAACAGUCACAAGUAGAUUUGGCUACCAUGCAAGAAGCGGACUCGGGCGAAAGUGAUGACGAGGGUAAGCCAAAGACAGCCUUCCGCGGCCUGGAGGGUGCUGCCAGACUAAGUCGCCUGAGCUCUGCGAACAACUUCCAACCUCCGGCAGAGGACACAAAUGAAGGGACGGUCGACAAACGCAAGCACAGACGUACGCUGUCGGAGAACAAGCUAUUACGGUCGUUGCCCAAGUUGAAGUUAUCCAAUCGGAAAGAAGCGCGAGAUGGUCAACGCAGCGAUCAAAUGUCCUCAUCCCAAUUUCUUCCGCCUAAGCCGCCAUCGACCGAGUUACCGACCCCGCCGAGCGAUCAAUCGCCCAAGACCGACAUCAAAGAGAAACCCACGACUGGCGAGGAGAUCCGCUCCGAGAAAAGUAAAAGUUCUGGGCGUAAGAGCCGGCAUGGAAGCUCCGCAGGUCUGGCGAAGAGCAAGACAACAGUCACGCUUGCGCAAAGAGUGCAACAGAUCUUUGAGUUUGAGGAAGUCGAGGAAGUCAUUUCUGAAUAUGCAUGUUGGUUGCUUCAGAGUAUCCUGCUACAAGGAUACAUGUACAUCACCCAGAAGCACAUAUGUUUUUACGCAUAUAUUCCUAAGAAACACCACGACGUCAGCAAAACUGGGUAUUUGUCCAAGCGGGGUCGGUCAAAAUUCAACAGAUAUUGGUUUGUCCUACGCGGAGACGUCCUUGCGUAUUACACCAAUCCAGCAGAGGUCUAUUUCCCCAGAAACCGUAUUAACCUUCAAUAUGCCGUAUCUGCUGAAGUGAUCGAAAGCACGAAGAAAGGAGAGGAGGAAACCAGCUUCGCCAUUACUACCGACGAGAGAAGAUAUCUGUUCAAGGCCGACAGCGUGGCCAGUGCCAAAGAGUGGACCAAGUCGAUACAAAAGGUCAUCUUCCGCACCCACAACGAAGGCAAUAGUGUGAAGAUAUCCCUUCCAAUCCAGAAUGUACUGGAGAUAGAGGAGAGUUCCAUACUGGAUCUUGCAAACACCGUCAAAGUCCGUGUGAUAGACAACGACGAGACGUUUGCCAUCGAUGAAUACUUUUUCUCCUUCUUUAACAAAGGCCAGGAUGCUCUAAAUGUUUUGCGCAUCAUGAUCAACGACAACGAGCAUCAUCAGGGUGACCGUGAGGUGGCUACGCCGACGGGCCAGCGUAAUUCGGUAGUGUCACCCACCCGCACUGGCGCAACACCACACAUAAGUGAAAACGUUCGAGCCACUUUAUCGCCACUACCCGCACCGCAUACGAGAAGGUCAAGCACAAGUGAAGCCUCUACGCAUGCCAUCGCUGAUGUGACUGGAAAAGGGCGGGAUGUACGGCGUAGCAUGGACGCUAGCCGUACCUUUCAACGCUCAAGCUACGAAGUGCGACGACCUAGCCAUGAAGGACGACGAAGCUUUAGUGGUGGUACGCAGUAUGCGCCGUCGAAGGCUCGUCCAGGGGACCGGUCCCCUCAAUCACCGCGAGUGGCUGAUUCAGAGUCUGCUACACUUUCGCUUGACCCAGGUACCGAAUCAUCGGCCGCCAUUCAAUCCAUGGAUGAGAGCAACGCUUCCGCGUCUCAAAUACUGGACCGUUCCGAUGUAUUCCGUGCACCGAACCACCCACCCGCAAUCAACAAGUUGGACCAUCAAGGUCGACAUUCACAGGAGACAACGAGAUCAAGUCAGCUAAAAUCUCCCAAUUCGGGCAAGCGCGACAAGCAACCCCAAACCCCGACAGGUAUACCUGAUUUCGAAGACGAUACCGAUAACAGCCAAGCGCAUCGAUUAUCUGGUUCCUCCUCCGCGCUACAGGAUAUUGCCUCCUAUCCGCUUCAAAAGGCUUCGGGCCUAGCAGGAUUCUUGAGGAACCGAUCGAAGAAGAUGGGUAAUUUGCUAGCCACUGAGUCUAUGGGUUAUUAUGAAAAGGUAUCUGGUAUGCUUGCAGGUGGACGAAAGCACUACAACACCGCAGAGGGCCUGGAGACUGGAGACCAAAUCCAUGGUUUCGAGGAUGACGAAGAUGCAGCGAAGGCUGCGGAGAAUUUUCGCGAUCAUUUCGCCUUUCCAGAAAGCGAAGUACUACAAUCGUCUUUCUUCGCAUCUUUGCAGCGGGUCCUACCAAACUAUGGCAAGAUUUACAUCAGCGGGAGGUAUUUCUGCUUUCGCAGUCUGAUGCCCACAUCCAAGACCAAAAUCAUACUUCCGAUGCGGGACAUUGAGAACGUCAACAAGGAAAAGGGGUUUCGAAUCGGCUACCAUGGCCUCGCUAUUGUUAUCAAAGGUCACGAGGAGCUCUUUUUCGAGUUCUCAAAGGCAGAAUACCGCGACGAGUGUGCAAUCACUGUACUCCGUAUUCUGGAGAACACCAAAUACCUUGAAGACGAGGAUUCGUCUUCUUCAGGAGUUGAUAGCGAGGAUGAGGCCGCCAAAGCAGAGCACGAUCUGCUUCAACAGGCACGUGAGCUUACCGACACGGAUAAGCACGUGAACGUAUCGGAAAUUGUGCGUGCAGCAGACAAUGACCGGAUUCCUCUUAUAUUCGACGACCCUCUUGCUUCGUUUGUGGAUUUUAAGCCUUCAGAGCCACUGACGAUCGUUUGCCUCACCAUCGGAUCCCGAGGUGAUGUUCAGCCCUACAUUGCGUUGUGCAAGGCUCUCCUGAAAGAGGGUCACAAGCCACGCAUUGCGACACAUGCCGAGUUCGAGCCUUGGGUUCGCAAACACGGCAUUGACUUUGCGGUUGUUGAUGGUAACCCGGCUGAGCUCAUGAAGAUUUGUAUUGACCACGGUAUGUUUACGUACGGCUUCAUGAAGGAGGCCAACUCCAAGUUCCGCGGAUGGCUCGACGACGUCUGUAGCUCCUCUUGGCGGGCGUGUCAAGGCGCAGACGUGCUCAUUGAGAGCCCAAGCACUAUGGCAGGAAUCCACAUUGCAGAGGCUCUGGAGAUUCCAUAUUUCCGCGCUUUCACGAUGCCCUGGACACGCACUCGGGCAUACCCGCACGCCUUCUCCGUUCUGGAGACGAAAAUGGGUGGUGGCUACAACAGCUUGACCUACAUCACGUUCGAUACCAUUUUCUGGGCUGCCAUUUCGGGUCAGAUCAACAGGUGGCGUCGCCGAGAACUGGGACUUCAGGGUACAACCCAGCAUAAAAUGCAGGCUGCUCUCCGACCGUUUUUGUACAAUUUCAGCCCCCACGUGGUACCUCCACCACUCGACUGGCCCGACUGGGUGCGUGUCACUGGAUACUGGUUUCUAGACGAAAGUGACACAUACGAACCGCCUGCAGAGUUGACUGCUUUCAUUCAGAAAGCGCGCACCGAUAAGAAGAAGCUGGUGUAUGUUGGAUUUGGCUCCAUCGUGAUCGACGAUCCGGCUGCGCUCACCAAAACUGUUGUCGACUCAGUGUUAAAGGCAGAUGUACGCUGUGUCUUAUCUAAAGGAUGGUCCGAUCGCCUCGAGACCAAGGACGCUUCAAAACCCGAGGUUCCUCUUCCACCAGAAAUUUUCCAAAUCCAGGCCGCACCUCAUGACUGGCUGUUCAAGCAAAUGGAUGCAGCCGUGCAUCAUGGUGGCUCGGGAACUACAGGAGCGAGCCUUCGAGCCGGUAUCCCUACCGUUAUCAAGCCCUUCUUUGGCGACCAGUUCUUCUUUGCUCAGCGCGUUGAAGACUUGGGUGUUGGCAUGUGGAUGAAGAAGGUCAACACAAGCGUGUUUAGCCGCGCGUUGUGGGAAGUAACGAGUAGCGAGCGUAUGAUUGUGAAGGCAAAAGUGUUGGGGCAGAAGAUCCGCAAGGAUAACGGAACACAAGUGGCGAUUCAGACUAUCUAUCGCGAGCUUGAUCGCGCCCGCACGCUUAUCAAGAAGCACACGAAGCAGGAUGACGACCAAACUGAUGAGUUCGAAGAAGACUGGACGAUGAUUGAGGAAGGCGAGGAGAUGGAUGCAGCAGCGCAUGGAUUCGAGGUCCAGCAGCCACUGGCCGGGAUCAAUCAGGAUGCAUCUCGGACUGGCAGGGGAUCUUUGGUGUUGGGAAACAUGGUGUUGAGGGGUGCAGGCGCGCAGAAGCGUGCUUCGGAGCCGGCGCAUGAAGAAUGAGGUUUGUCACGUCAUUCAUGAGCAUAGCUACAGGCGUUUGAAUAGUUUGGGUUUAGACGUACGUAAUGGGCUGCGUGUUAGAGCAGAGUGCACCUAAACGAGACCACGACGACUACGUAUGCAGGGGCUUAUUGGAGGGAGUAAUUGGAUUGUAAUAGGAUAGUUUGACGCAGAAUGAGAUUAUGACUCUCUCA